This is a messenger RNA of Eleginops maclovinus (Patagonian blennie), 2510 nucleotides long. Its product is annotated as protocadherin gamma-A11-like. Lineage: Eukaryota; Metazoa; Chordata; Actinopteri; Perciformes; Eleginopidae. Gene Ontology annotation, cellular component: plasma membrane. The transcript has a single exon. Gene Ontology annotation, biological process: homophilic cell-cell adhesion. The record is from RefSeq and is a predicted model, not a curated record. Gene Ontology annotation, molecular function: calcium ion binding. The coding region runs from base 93 to 2510 and encodes 805 amino acids.
UCGUAAAUUGUUGGUUGCUGACACUGUUGGGCAAUUUUAAUUCGUUCUUAUUUGCAGAAAUUUGUCCAAACUGCGAACAUUUUUUUUCGAGGAUGGGAGACAAAGGAUUUUCAGCGCUGUGGCCGACCUUCUGCUUUGCUUCGUUUAUUGUUACGCUGCACCUCGUUAAUGGAGACCUGAGUUAUUCUAUUCCAGAAGAGAUGAAGCGCGAGUCUGUUAUUGGAAAUAUAGCCAAAGAUCUCGGUCUGGAUCUGAGGACCUUAUCUUCCCGAAAGGCCCGUGUUGACUCUGAGGGCACUCGCAAGCGCUACUGUGAUAUUAAUCUGAGUACUGGAGAUUUGGUAACAUCGGAGAAAAUGGACAGAGAAAGCCUUUGUGGCAAGAAACCCUCGUGUGUUGUGAAAGUGGAUAUGUUGUUGGAAAAUCCUCUGGAGCUUCAUCGAGUAAGUGUUCAUAUUCAUGAUGUAAACGACAACUCGCCAAAAUUCAGAGAAAAUGAAGUUGAAAUGGAAAUAAGUGAGUCAGCUGAAAAGGGUUACCGCUUUUCUAUCGAGGAGGCCCAUGACGCAGAUAUAGGUCAAAAUGCUGUUCAGAGAUACAGUUUACAAAAAAAUGAUAACUUUAUUCUCGCUGUCGACAGUAACAAGGUUGAACUCGUACUGGAGAAUAAACUUGAUCGAGAAAAGCAAAAUGAUAUUAAUUUGCUCCUCACGGCUUUAGAUGGAGGCUCUCCUCAGAGAUCAGGUACUGUAGUCAUACACGUCACUGUGCUGGAUGCUAACGAUAACGCCCCAGUGUUUAGCCAGGCCGUCUAUAAAGCCAGUCUGCCUGAAAACUCUCCUCCAGAUACCAUAGUGAUUAAUGUUAGUGCUACUGAUGCAGACGAAGGAUUGAAUGGAGAUGUGACAUAUCAAUUAAGUCACGUGUCUGACGAUGAUAUUAAUAUAUUCUCUAUUGACUCUAAUACUGGAGAAAUUAGAGUUACUGGUGUAAUUGACUAUGAAGAAAUUUGCGCUUUUGAAAUGAGUGUUCAAGCUAAAGAUGGUUUAGGUCUAACCUCUUACACCAAAGUUAUAAUAGAUGUUACUGAUAUGAAUGAUAAUGCUCCAGUGAUAUACCUGAAAUCCCUGACUAACCCUAUACCCGAAAACGUGUCACCUGGUGCAGAAGUGGGCAUCAUAAACGUGCAGGAUAGAGACUCUGAGAAUAACAGACAGGUCAGCUGCUUAAUUCAGCAAAAUGUCCCUUUUAAGUUGGUUCCUUCUAUUAAAAACUAUUAUUCUCUGGUGACCACAGGACACCUGGACCGUGAACUAGUGUCUGAUUACAACAUUACAAUCACUGCCACUGACGAGGGCUCUCCCCCUCUGUCCUCCUCUAAAACUGUUCAGUUAUCUGUAGCAGACAUCAACGACAACCCACCUGUGUUUGAGGAGCAGUCCUACAGCGCAUAUGUGACUGAAAACAACAAACCUGGCUCCACUUUAUGUUCUGUUACGGCUCGAGACCCCGACUGGAGACAAAACGGUACCGUGAUUUAUUCUCUGUUACCCGGUGAGGUGAACGGUGCCCCGGUGUCCUCCUAUCUGUCUGUUAACGGAGACACGGGGGUGAUCCACUCUGUGAGGUCGUUUGAUUAUGAACAGUUCAGGAGUUUUAAAGUCCACGUGAUGGCCAGAGACAACGGUUCUCCUCCGCUCAGCAGCAACGUGACUGUCAGUGUGUUCAUAUCGGAUGUGAAUGACAACUCUCCUCAGAUACUGUACCCCGCCCCUCAGGGCAACUCGUUCAUGACCGAGCUGGUCCCCAAAGCUGCACACGGAGGCUCUCUGGUGUCCAAAGUGAUCGCGGUGGACGCGGACUCCGGACAGAACGCCUGGCUGUCCUAUCAUAUAGUCAAAUCCACUGAUCCAGGACUUUUCACUAUUGGUCUCCACAGCGGAGAGAUCAGGACACAGCGGGACAUUUCUGAGUCUGACAGCAUGAAACAGAACCUUAUUGUGGCAGUGAAAGAUAACGGACAGCCCUCUCUCUCUGCCACCUGCUCCAUGUAUUUACUUAUCUCUGAUAACUUGGCUGAGGUGCCAGAACUGAAGGAUAUUUCUUACGAUGAGAAGAACUCCAAACUGACCUCUUAUCUCAUCAUUGCGCUGGUUUCUGUGUCCACCUUUUUCCUCACCUUCAUUAUCAUCAUCCUGGGUGUGAGGUUUUGUCGCAGGAGAAAGCCCAGACUGUUGUUUGAUGGAGCAGUUGCCAUUCCCAGCGCGUAUCUCCCUCCUAAUUACGCAGAUGUUGACGGCACAGGGACUUUACGCAGCGCUUACAAUUAUGACGCCUACCUGACAACAGGUUCUAGAACCAGUGACUUUAAGUUCGUGUCUUCUUACAAUGACAACACACUGCCUGCUGACCAGACUCUGAGGAAAAGCCCUUCAGACUUUGCUGAAGUGUUUGGAGAUUGUGAUUCUUCUCCUGAGGUAGGAGCCUUCCUGUGUAUUUGUCAUAGUUGA